Messenger RNA from Dermacentor silvarum, 1117 nucleotides. Its product is annotated as putative nuclease HARBI1. The transcript has 4 exons. The coding region runs from base 47 to 1117 and encodes 356 amino acids. The record is from RefSeq and is a predicted model, not a curated record. NCBI's taxonomy places the organism in Eukaryota, Metazoa, Arthropoda, Arachnida, Ixodida, Ixodidae.
CGCGCGAAGUUUUUGCGUCGUUUGGACCGCGUUGUUUCGUGUAAAAAUGUCAAGAAAAGACAGUUUUAGCGUUGCGUUGAUGCCCUCACCUUUGCUGGCUUACGUGGAAUCAAGCAGCGACAGCUCGGAGAGUGACGACGACUUCAACCGUACUUGUGAGCACAAAUUUGCCCAGCUGUUCGACAUGCCUAACAGAAUACCGAAGGCCACAGGCUACGUGAAGAACGUUGUGCGGAUGUACUCCGAGAAAGAGUUUCGCAGGAACUUUCGGCUUCCUAGGAAAUCCUGCUACGCCUUAAUUGAGCGUUUCUCCCAGUGCAGCUUCUUCUCAUCGAACCAACGGCACGGUGGCUCACCAGGCAAAACGGCCGAGGAUCACAUGCUUUCCUUCCUUUGGUAUGCGGCCAACAAGGCUUCCAUGAGGGAGGUGUCUGUUCUUUUUGACACAGCUGAAUCAAUACAACUGGUUAUUAUAAAUAGGGUUCUCGACCUCAUGUGCAGCAUUGCACCUGAGGAGAUCUACUUUUCAAACAACAAGGAAGCUGUUGCAAGAGAAUUUGAAAAGGUUGCUGGAUUUCCCAACGUGCUUGGGUGUAUUGACGGAACAUACAUUCCAAUCAGGUGCCCGAACAACAAACUCAGAUCAACGUACACAAACAGAUAUGACCAAGUUUCAAUCACCAUGCAAGGCAUAUGCGACAGCAAUGGGAGAUUUGAAGACGUUUUUGCAGGCACCCCCAGCAAGAUCCCCGAUGCCAGAGUCCUUGGGCUGUCAACAGUGAACGAGGAUCUGCCAACAAUCUGCCAAAUCAACCAGUACCACAUUCUUGGAGAUGCUGCCUAUCCAAUACCAGAACACCUUCUUACACCAUACAAAGAUUUUGGUGCCAUGACAGAUGCGCAAAUUGUGUACAACUACCGUUACUCUUCGACGCGUUUCGUGAUCGAGAACGCAUUGGGCCGCCUCAAACAGAGGUUCCGCCAACUGCGGUACAUUGAAUUCCAAACUGUGGACAAGAUAACGCCAUUCAUCAUUGCUUGCUGUACACUGCACAAUAUUUGCCUUGACGUUGGGGAUUUAAAUGUUGACGAGAUCCUAACUGAUGACGACCUGUAG